CGGACUGAGCGCCACAGCAGAUCCGGAAUCAGAGUUCGCUGGCUCGGCUCCGCUCGGCUCGGUCGGUCGCUGGGUAGUUGAGCUCCUGGUUCGGUUCCAGCCUCCAGACUCCGACAGACAUCUGUGAGAAGGAGGAGAAGGAGAGUUUGUAGUGAAAGUGCCGUGUGACGGAGGGAGGAGCUGCCGGAGUCCAGAGGAGGAGAAGUGGAAGGAGGAGAAGAGGAAGGAGGAGAAGAGGAGUCCAGAGGAGGAGAAGUAGAAGGAGGAGAAGAUGCCGCUCGCUCAGCUGGCUGACCCCUGGCAGAAGAUGGCUGUGGGGGGGACGGCAGGAGAGGAUGCUCAUCACGACCCGGAGGACUCUGCGGGCGAUGACGACUCCAUUCCUCCUUGCACCGAUGACGUGCACAUUAACGAGAUCAAUAUCACACACCUCGUGAAGGAGGGAUCAGAGAAGGCCGACCCUCGACAGUUCGAGCUCCGCAAGGUCCUGGGACAGGGCUCCUUCGGCAAGGUGUUUCUGGUGAGGAAGAUCUCAGGGCCAGACGCCGGUCAGCUUUACGCCAUGAAGGUCCUGAAGAAAGCCACACUGAAAGUGCGUGACCGGGUCAGGACAAAGAUGGAGAGGGACAUCCUGGUGGAGGUCAACCAUCCCUUCAUUGUGAAACUGCACUACGCUUUCCAGACGGAGGGGAAGCUCUACUUGAUCCUGGAUUUUCUCAGAGGAGGAGAUCUCUUCACUCGUCUCUCUAAGGAGGUAAUGUUCACAGAGGAGGAUGUAAAGUUCUACUUGGCUGAACUCGCUCUGGCACUCGAUCACCUUCACGGCCUCGGCAUAAUUUACAGAGACCUCAAACCUGAGAACAUCCUGCUCGACGAGGAAGGACACAUCAAACUGACUGACUUUGGCCUCAGCAAGGAGUCCAUCGACCAUGAGAACAAAGCCUACUCCUUCUGUGGGACGGUGGAGUACAUGGCUCCGGAGGUGGUGAACAGGCGAGGACACACACACAGCGCCGACUGGUGGUCGUACGGCGUUCUGAUGUUUGAGAUGCUGACGGGAACGCUGCCGUUUCAAGGCAAAGACCGGAAAGAGACGAUGACCAUGAUCCUCAAGGCAAAGUUGGGGAUGCCACAGUUUCUGAGCUCAGAAGCUCAGAGUCUCCUCAGGAACCUUUUCAAACGCAACCCGGCCAACAGAUUAGGAGCUGGACCAGACGGAGUGGAGGAGAUCAAGAGGCAUCACUUCUUCAGCACCAUCGACUGGAACAAACUGUUCCGCAGAGAGAUCCCGCCUCCUUUCAAACCGGCGUCAGGACGACCUGAUGACACGUUCUACUUCGAUCCAGAGUUCACAGCUAAAACACCCAGAGAUUCUCCGGGGAUUCCUCCCAGUGCCAAUGCCCAUCAGCUGUUCAGAGGAUUCAGCUUUGUGGCCAUAACAGAGGAGGAAACACAACCACUACCUAAUGCUAUAGUUCAGCAGCUGCACAGAAGCACGUCCCAGUUCGCAGACGCCUACGAGAUCAAGGAGGACAUCGGCGUGGGCUCCUACUCCAUCUGCAAGCGCUGCGUACACAAAGGAACCGGCAUGGAGUACGCCGUCAAGAUCAUCAACAAGGUCAAGAGAGACCCGACGGAGGAGGUGGAGAUCCUGCUGAGAUACGGACAACACCCCAACAUCAUCACCCUGAAGGACGUGUAUGACGAUGGCCGCUCCGUGUUCCUGGUGACGGAGCUGAUGAAGGGAGGAGAGCUGCUGGAUAAAAUCCUCCGACAGAAGUUCUUCUCUGAGAGAGAAGCCAGCGCUGUGCUCUACACCAUCACCAAGACGCUGGAGUACCUGCACGUCCAGGGGGUGGUGCACAGAGACCUGAAGCCCAGUAACAUCCUGUACGUGGACGAGAGCGGGAACGCCGAGUCCAUCAGGAUCUGCGACUUCGGUUUCGCCAAACAGCUGCGGGCGGAGAACGGGCUGCUCAUGACGCCGUGCUACACCGCCAACUUCGUCGCGCCUGAGGUGCUGAAGAAGCAGGGUUACGAUGCAGCCUGUGACAUCUGGAGUCUCGGAGUCCUGCUCUACACGAUGCUAACAGGCUUCACUCCGUUCGCCAACGGCCCCGAGGACACACCGGAGGAGAUCCUGGCUCGGAUCGGCAGCGGAAAGUUCUCCCUCACUGGAGGAUACUGGACGUCUGUGUCUUCUGAGGCUAAGGAUCUGGUGUCCAAGAUGCUGCACGUGGACCCUCACCAGCGGCUGACGGCCGGGCAGGUCCUCAGACACCCCUGGGUGACGCACAGAGACCAGCUGCCCAAGUACACCCUGAACCGGCAGGACGCCCCGCACCUCGUCAAGGGGGCGAUGGCGGCCACCUACUCGGCCCUCAACAUGAACGUCCCCCAUGUCCUGGAGCCGGUGGGCUGCUCCACUCUGGCGCAGCGGAGGGGCAUGAAGAAGAUCACCUCCACCGCUCUGUGACCUUUACACCCCCAACCCCCCCCCCCCCACCUACUCCCAUCAACUCUGACCUCUAGCUGACCUCUGCCGGACAAACCCCCUGACCACCACCACCACCCCCCUCCCUCCUGUCCGGCGGUACAGACUACUGAUGGACCAGGGAACCGCUGACGCCAAAUAGGAGCCCUCCCCCUCCUCCCCCUCCUCCCCCCCACUUCCUGUCCUGCACCUUAAGGGACUCUCCUGAUUGGAUCAUCUGCUGUCUCACUGUAGAGUCCCAGCUCCUCCCAUCGACAGCGGGACUGGGCUGCGACGACAAACCAGUCGACUCCUUCCUGUUUCUUUUUGCUUUGGACAAUCACAGCUGCCUCGUGAACCCGAGACGCGUCAGGAAAAUGAAAGUACUGUAUUUAUUUCCUUAAAAACUAGCUGGGAUCUGAACAUAGGAACAUUAUAAUCUAAUGUAUGCAUUUAAAGAGCCGGAUCAUCGUCUUCAAACUGGCGUCAUGUCGUGCGUAGCUGUAGAUUUACACCUCAAGUCGCCUCUGCAGAGGACAGAGGGUGAGACUGAGCACGGAGACACAUUCCUGUUGAAGUCUCACUGAAACGAGUCCAACACAAGAUGAACACGAGCAGAUUCUGCCUUUUUAGCUUCACUUUAAAGCUACAAGAGGCUCAAAAUAUUAUUGGACGCCCCCUGGUGGCCACAUAUUAAAUAUAAAAUUAAAUUGUAUGCACUCCAUUAAAAUUAUGCAAAGUAACGGCAGUAAAAACUAUUUUCUGGGUGAAAGAACUAAGAAAUAAGAGCCAAUUUUCUCUCAUUAAUAUUCUGCCUUGUUCCGACACCUGGGAGAUGAAAUGAUUUCAUCCAAACACAUUGAGAAUCUAAGAAUCUUUCAUGAUGAUGAAUCUGUGAAGGAGUCGUGUUAUUGCAGUGAGCUCGUCCCUCGUGCAGCUUUAACACAAAAUUUGAAUUAACUUUUACAUUUUGAGGAUUAACUCAAAAAGUUAGAAAACAUGCGCGAGUUAGUUCUCUCUCCCCCCCCCCCCCCCCCCCCCACACACAAAACAACCAACCGCUGGAGCGAGAACACUCGAACCCGGACGACCUCCUGCACGCGCCGACAAGGAACAGAACUGUAAAUACAAACUCGUCGAGUUACUCAGGUUUCUAUGAAUCAUGACGAUGCAUUUUUUUAUAUAUCUCUGAGGAGGAGGAGGAGGGAGGUGGACGUACAGAGCACAGACGUGGGCGAUGGGAGAGAGACUUUUAUCAGAGACGCUGGAGAAUCAUGAGAAGAAUUAAAUUCCAAAAGAAGAUUGAUGCAUUUUGUCUUUAUGGGCGUCUUCGAUCUCCACCCUUCAUCCUCAGACACACGGAUGAUGAUGAAGAUGAGGAUGAUGACGUGUUCUGGCUGCGAUGGAGAGAAUCACGUGUCGGCUGAACCCUUUAAAAACUCACCUGUGUAGCAGAGAAACAAUUCAGGCUUCAGAUCCAUAUAUUAACAUGUUUAAAGGACCAGUUCACCCAAACUACUGAAGAUUUGAAACGUUCACAUCAAGCGGUUAAUGGUUCAUUAGCAGUUUGGGUGAACUGGUCCUUUAAGCUGGACUGGUAGAAAAGCCCUCGACCUCCAGUGGGAAUCGAACUGAAGACAACGAGCACUUCAAAAUAAAACUCAAGUUCAGGUGACUGAUCAGAAUCUGAUUCUUCCGCUGCUCGAGUCGACAUCAAGGGAUUAAACGUCUGAUUGAUUUUCUACAUCAUGAGAAAUAUAUAAAUGUUGGUCUUUGCCUCGUCGGUCGAUGAGCAGCUCUGGGAUAAAGGAAUGUAAAAGGAAUGAUUUUUCUUCUGUACACGGGAAACAGCUUUCUCUCUUUUCUUCUUCUGCUCCGGUCAGAGACGCUCGGCCUGCUGCUCAGCCAGCUCUCUGUUUUUGUACCUGCAGCGAGAGUUGGACUUUCUAUUAAAAACAAUAAAAGAAUAAUCAGCA
Messenger RNA from Platichthys flesus (European flounder), 4449 nucleotides. RefSeq names its product ribosomal protein S6 kinase, polypeptide 3b (gene rps6ka3b). The record is from RefSeq and is a predicted model, not a curated record. Gene Ontology annotation, biological process: intracellular signal transduction; protein phosphorylation. Bases 272 to 2476 code for a protein of 734 amino acids. The transcript has 22 exons. Gene Ontology annotation, molecular function: magnesium ion binding; ribosomal protein S6 kinase activity; ATP binding. NCBI's taxonomy places the organism in Eukaryota, Metazoa, Chordata, Actinopteri, Pleuronectiformes, Pleuronectidae.